AUGGAUUUUGACGAAGAAGACAUUAGCAAUGGCAGCAAGAACAAUAGAAAUAAUAAUAGUUUGCCGCCAUUUCGUAAUGUUAUUAGUAGGAAGAGAACAAUAAUGAAUGUUGAUGAUUCAGAUGAAGAAGCAAGGAUUGUAAAAAGUAAUAAAAGAAAAAUGCUUCAUUCACAUAAAAAUAAAAGUAACAAUACCGGUGUUAUUGAUGACGAGUUGAAAUUUGAUAAUGAUGAUGAUAAUAUUCAUGAACCUGCUACUAAUGAUCGAUAUGAAGUUGAAGCUGUCCAUUCAAAAAAACUUAUUGAUGGUAAAGAAAUGUAUUUAAUACAAUGGAAAGGCUACACAAAAGCCACUUGGGAACCAGUUGAAAAUCUUGAUGGAUGUAAAGAAGCAUUAAAAAGAUUUCAUAAACUUGCUAAAGAUACAGAUAUUGAUUUUUCAUCAAAAAUUGGCAAAGGAAGGAAACAAAGACCGAGAUCUGAUGAAUUGCAAAAUCGAUUAAAGACUUGUUAUGCAGAUGGUAGAAGAACAGAUUUAGAUUUGUAUCAAAAAAUUUGGAUAAAAAGAAAUUAUCCUGGGAAAAAUGAACGUACAGAACCAAGGAUUGAAACCGUUACGUUUUAUUAA
Molecule: messenger RNA, 627 nt
Organism: Entrophospora candida
Lineage: Eukaryota; Fungi; Glomeromycota; Glomeromycetes; Entrophosporales; Entrophosporaceae
Source: the annotation of a GenBank genome assembly